UUUCAAGUCACCCCCGGCUGAAACCCUGCCUGAUUUGUGGGCAAUGUUGGGGAUGUAGAAAAAAAGGAAACCGGAGCAAAGAGAGCGCAAGGGAGAGAUAGGGAGACAACACUAACUGGGUAGCUAUGGAGAUAGUAGGUUUUCCUGGUAGCUUUCUUUGACAGGUGUCGAGUGGGAUAAAAUAAAGUAUCAGAACAUCCUCCAAGAUGUACGGCAAGGGUAAAGGAGCUGUGGUCCCCUCCGAUAGCCAAGCAAGAGAAAAGUUAGCAUUAUAUGUGUACGAAUACCUGCUACAUGUGGGAGCACAGAAAUCCGCACAGACCUUCCUAUCUGAGAUUCGAUGGGAGAAGAAUAUUACAUUAGGGGAGCCUCCCGGAUUCCUCCAUUCGUGGUGGUGUGUAUUCUGGGACUUGUAUUGUGCGGCUCCAGACCGGAGGGAGACCUGCGAGCACUCCAGUGAGGCAAAGGCCUUCCAUGACUAUAGCGCAGCGGCAGCGCCCAGCCCCGUGAUGGGCAACAUGCCCCCGAACGACUCCAUGCCAGGUGGUCCCAUGCCCCCAGGCUUCUUCCAGGGACCACCCGGCUCUCAGCAGUCCCCCCACGCACAGCCCCCCCCACACAACCCCAGCAACCCCAUGAUGGGACCCCAUGGCCAGCCUUUCAUGUCACCACGGUAUCCAGGUGGACCGCGUCCCCCACUCCGAAUGCCAAAUCAGCCUCCGGGGGGAAUCCCUGGAUCUCAGCCUCUCCUGCCAAACAGUUUGGACCCGACAAGACCGCAAGGACAUCCUAACAUGGGUGGACCUAUGAGGAUGAACCCUCCUCGAGGAAUGGCCAUGGGCCCACAGAAUUAUGGAGGUAUGAGGCCUCCUCCCAACUCUAUGGGCGGUCCCAUGCCAGGAAUGAACAUGGGUCCCGGAGGAAGAGGGCCUUGGCCAGGACCUAAUGCCAACUCUAUAGCCUACUCCUCCUCAUCUCCAGGAAACUACGUGGGUCCUCCAGGAGGAGGAGGUCCACCUGGAACUCCCAUCAUGCCCAGCCCAGGUGAUUCGACUAACUCCAGUGAAAACAUCUAUACAAUGAUGAAUCCUAUCGGACCGGGAGGCAACAGACCCAAUUUCCCUAUGGGACCUGGGCCUGACGGGCCAAUGGGACCUAUGGGAGCCAUGGAGCCACACCACAUGAACGGAUCACUAGGGUCUGGGGAUAUGGACGGGUUGCCAAAGAGCUCCCCUAAUAACAUGGGGGGCAUGAACAACCCUCCUGGAACGCCGAGAGAUGACGGCGAAAUGGGCGGGAACUUCUUGAACCCAUUCCAAAGCGAAAGUUAUUCACCCAACAUGACGAUGAGUGUGUGAUUUUAUUUUUUUCUCCCUGUUUUUGUAUUUUUCUUAAUUUCCCCUCCUUUUUUGUACCCCUACACCUGUUUUUUUUUUCUUCUUUUUUUCAAUUCAAUCCUUCACCUCGGAUUGGACACAUCUCCUCCUCACACACAUCCUUUGCCCCCCCCCCCCCGCCCACAUUGGAUCCGCUCUCCCCUCCCCCUGCAAUUUACCUUCUCACUUGGGAACUCUAUGGCCACGCAGCCUUCUGGGACAGCCCUUGAGCAUGCUGGAACUCUAAUUAAGACGGGCCCUCCUGGAGCAUGCAAGAUGGCCGCCGGUCUGAAUAGGAAGCAGUCACAGAGCAACAGGAAGAGCCUCCUCUCUGACUCCGGCCCCCGCCUCCCUGGCUUUCUGUCAGGUUCUAGACAAUGAGCGAGGGAAGGAGGACAAACGGAGAGAAAGUGGAAGAGAGGAGACUGGAGAACACUCCCUCCCAUGAGGACAGGUUUUUAAGCCGCUGCCUGGAAGCUUCUCAACCGCAACUUUGGACAUUUUGUUUAGUUGCCUUUCCUCCCCAAUUCAGUUGAGGGUCAGAUGAAACCACCCCCUUUUCCCCCCACAUUGUGACUUUCUGUGUGUACAUUUUUUACAGAGGUUGUGUGAUGAUCAGUAAACUCUCCCCCCAUCCCCUAUUUCUUUGUGUAUGUAUUGUAUCAUUGCUAUUUUUAUUAUUGUAAUAUUGUUAUUAAUGAUAUUGAUCAUUUUAAGAUUAGGUUUUAAUUUCUGUUGUUUCUAAGGGCACAUUAUUAUGAUGAAGACAGCACAUGUACACGCAAAUCAGACAUUAUGUGCUGUGUAGCAUGUGGCUAAAUGUGAGCACACUGCCCCUGCAGGUAAGAUGUUAUCCAUCACGGUACUGAUUGGCCCUCUUUUCAUUUUUUGUUUUGUUUUGUGUCAGCAGCCAUCUAAAUUUUUAACUGCUUGUUCAGUAAUCCAAACCAGAAGAAGAAGCAGCUCCUGUUUUAGUAGCUUCCAUGCAGUGAAAUGCACAGCUCUAUUUAUUUAUGUACUUUAAAUUUGUCUUAUGAGUCAUUGUUACUUUUUUUUUUAAAGUGUUAUCCCUGUUUUUUUCUUAAUUGCAGAACUAGUAGCAACUGUGUAAAUAUGCAGAUCCAGUCAACAGCGUCUCCUCAUCUCCGUGUUACAUCCUUAGACCCCUCCUUUUUCUGAGCCCUGAAGGGGCCGACGCCCCCCCCCCCCACCCCCACACACACUCAGGCUGCUUCCACUACCGCUGCCCUCUUAGGUUACUGUUCACUCCAACAUGUGCGUAGGCUACGGUAUCGUCUCUGCUAAACUGUGGUGAACACUUGGCUUGUUUUUUGUUUGCUGAGGAGUCCUCAACACACUGAUGUAUGUCUGUGCUUUAUGGAAUUUCUGCUUUCCCACACCAGUCAGUUCAGCUUGCAGACAUGUUGUCACACAUGCAGCACUCCCUCUGAAAGGACUUCUGGCUCUCUGCUCAUCGGAUCAAUGGCGUUUUUUUUUUAUGUCUGAGCAAAGCAGAAAGAGGAAAGGUGUUGCUCAGUUUGACUGUAACUGGUGGCCUCCCUCCCUUUGCUCAUCUUGAAAAAAAAAGACCUCCGUCCUUUUCCUUUCUCUCACCUUUUCAGCGGGCCAGCAUCGCCACACGGCCACACACACCACCCCUCUCUCUUCUUUUUUUUUUGUACAACUCUCCAUCUUUUGAUUUCAAGUUUUUUGUAAAUACUGUAAAAUGCAUUUUGAUAUCAUUGACAUGUUUUGAUAUUUUCAAAUCACAACAACAGUUGAUCAGAAACGUGCUGAUUCGGGGCAACUGUGUGUGUUCGUUCAGAGAUGGUGUUUCUUUGAUGACGAGGAACAGAAACUGGAGCUGCUAUAGACUAUUAUGCUAUUUCACCUCAUCACAGACAGACGCUGUGGCGCUUCACUGUGCAUCAGAGCCAUAGCGUCAAGUGGUCUAAGAGGACAAGGGAGGACAAUUUUGUAGUGAGUGUGUUUGAACGCCUUUUAGCUAACUCACUGUCACACGCAUUUCCUUAACAAAUCCUUAAAUUAACAUGAUUCUUGUCCAGAAGCCUCCUAUGUUCUUGGAAAAUUUGAAGCGAGGUGGCGAAAAAGCCACAAAACGGGCAUAUUUUUCACUGUGUUUCACAAGGAAGUUGCAAGAACAGAGCAAAAGAGGCCAGUUUUUCAUAAUAAAAGUCGUCCCUUCUGUGUCUGCCCCGGAUACCUUGCAUUAAACUACCCUCUUGACACAACCGAAGCCCAAAGAAGGCCACACGGACACUGGGUCUCAAUCUGACACACCAGGGACCAGAGUACAGACUUUACUAUGAAGGAUUUUUUUUUUUUAUUGUAUCUAUUUAAAAUGGGGUGAGGAGAAAUGUUUUGGGAAAGUAACGAGAAAAAAAAAUAACGGACAGAUUUGUUCCUAUUGCUAUGAAGAGGUAGAGAGAGUGCGGGAACAGGCGUUUCCUCCCCUGUACUUUGAAAAACUGUUGUAUAAAAUGCAGUGAAACUUCUCUCUAGCUUUCUGUCCUGUAAGUAAAGCUGUCACAACGUUGAUCAUUUCUGUAUUUCUAUUGUGCUGAUGUAUAAUACUGUAACAUUCAGGGGUAGGGAGGGUUAAGAGAGGAAUUUUUGAGGGGAGUAAAGAUUUUUCUGUUCAGUUCCUCAUUUUUUUUCCCCCUCUUGAUGACAAAGCAGUAUUGAAUAUGAGGCAGUCUCUCCUUGGGGAGUUGCUUUGUAUCUCAUGUUAGGGUAGUUUCAGAUCCUAAAUGUCUCGUGUAGUAAAAUGAGAGGUUCCUUCUUCGUACGUUUCUUUAUAUUGUAAAGUUUCUUUAGACAAAAAAUGUUGCUUAUUGGAAAAAAGGUGGGAAAAAUGCAUUGAUAAUAAAUGUAAUUUCUUUUGGUUUUGUUUUAUUUUCAUCAAGUUGUCAGUCGUUUUUGCCUGUGUCCCCCUUGUUGUAGAUACAUAUUAAAAACAAAUAAAAUGACUUCACUCCUUUUGCCAUGAA
Etheostoma cragini (Arkansas darter) is the source of this 4387-nucleotide messenger RNA. RefSeq lists its product as uncharacterized. The record is from RefSeq and is a predicted model, not a curated record. The transcript has 18 exons. Gene Ontology annotation, cellular component: nucleus. Gene Ontology annotation, molecular function: single-stranded DNA binding; protein binding. Gene Ontology annotation, biological process: positive regulation of transcription by RNA polymerase II. Lineage: Eukaryota; Metazoa; Chordata; Actinopteri; Perciformes; Percidae. Bases 207 to 1358 code for a protein of 383 amino acids.